Molecule: messenger RNA, 1130 nt
Organism: Mercurialis annua (annual mercury)
Lineage: Eukaryota; Viridiplantae; Streptophyta; Magnoliopsida; Malpighiales; Euphorbiaceae
Product: COP9 signalosome complex subunit 8
Exons: 5
Coding region: 136-729 (197 amino acids)
Biological process (GO): COP9 signalosome assembly; protein deneddylation
Cellular component (GO): COP9 signalosome
Source: RefSeq, a predicted model, not a curated record
CAUUAAAUUAAUUAGAGGAUUCCCAGCUAAAAACAUGAAGAGUUGAGACUAAAAAUUAAACUUUAAUUUUUUCUUCCGAUCAGCAGUAUUUAAUAAAAAUUUAGUUUGUGCUCAGUGUAAACAGUUCUGGUAGCCAUGGAUUUCAGUCCCCUUACGGACGCUUUAGCUUCCAAAUCUUACGACAAGAUUUCUGAUAUCUGCGACCAACUCAUGCUCAAGUUGGCAGCAGAGGGAGUUCCGUUUCAGGACGAAUGGCCUUACGCAAUUCAUCUUCUAGGUCACAUUUAUAUCAACGAUAUUAAUAGUGCUCGGUUCCUUUGGAAAUCAGUUCCUGCCGCUGUUAAAGAAAAUCAACCUGAAGUGGUUGCUGUUUGGAGAGUUGGCCAGAGAUUAUGGACGCACAAUUAUGCCGCUGUUCAUGAAGCUCUUCGGGCUUUUGAUUGGAGCCAAGAAACUCGGGUUCUUGUUGCUGCUUUCUCUGAACUUUACACGAAGAAGAUGUUUCAAAUGCUAUUAUCUGCUUAUUCCACCAUUAGCAUCCAAGACACAGCUCUUUUCCUGGGAAUGAGUGAAGAUGAUGCUGCGAACUACGUUCUGCAGCAAGGUUGGAUAUUUGAUCCAGCAUCUCGAAUGCUAACUGUGAAGAAGCAGCCGAUUGUGACAGAGCAGAAACUGGAUUCUAGUAGAUUACAGCGGCUAACAGAAUAUGUAUUUCAUCUCGAGCAUUAAUUAGUCCAAUAAACUUAUUUUGAAUACCCAUGUCAAUUAGGUUUCUAGAUCAAAUUAUAAAAAAAAGGCUUCGAACAUAUUCAGAACACUAAUGUGCAUCGAGGAAUCAUAGAUAUUUCAUCUUCUUUCUUUGUUUUUUUUGGAUAAAUGUUUUUCUUCUCUUGUUCUUUGAAUACUUUUGCUAGAGAAGUUUCCAUUUUGGGCAUGAUUGUGGAAUUUGAUAGAUGGAAUUUACGGCGUUCGGUAGAUGAUUUUAAUUCAACUCCCUCUUUGGGUAGACAAAAAGAACAAGAAAAUGUAUUACUUGUGGCGUGGGAUUGAAUUGCUAAGAUGUUUUAAGUAUGGUAUUUGUAUUUUGUAGUCAUUCUCUUGAUCAAGCAGUAUUGCUUUGCAGCAACUCU